This is a messenger RNA of Paralichthys olivaceus (Japanese flounder), 2881 nucleotides long. RefSeq names its product solute carrier family 2 member 8 (gene slc2a8). Gene Ontology annotation, biological process: D-glucose transmembrane transport. The record is from RefSeq and is a predicted model, not a curated record. Gene Ontology annotation, cellular component: membrane. Lineage: Eukaryota; Metazoa; Chordata; Actinopteri; Pleuronectiformes; Paralichthyidae.
AGUAACAGGAAGUAACAGGAAGUGAGGGUCCAGAGAAACAGCUCGGCUCUCAGGCAGCGGUCAGGCCGACAUCAGCGCUCCACACACGGCUUCAUGUAGUUCCAUUCUCCGCGGCUCCUCCUCUUCCUCCAGCUGCUGCUGCUGUUGUGGUUGUUGUUGUUGUUGUUGUGGUUGUUGUUGUUGUUGUUGUGGUUGUUGUUGUUGUGGUUGUUGGUGGGACUCGGUCUGACCUGAGGUUGAUGGUUUGAAGACGGAACAGAAGCUGAAGUUUUCUGAAUGGAGACUCGCAGUGAGCGGAGGAGGCUGCUGGAGGACGGCGGAGGAGAGGAGGACCCGACCGGACUCAUGUCUGAGCAGGACGCUUACCUGAGUAAGGUGAAGAACAGGAACUUGUAUCUGGCCACGUUUGUGUCCGUCCUGGGGCCGAUGAGCUUCGGCUUCGUGCUGGGCUACAGUUCUCCGGCUCUUCCCGAGCUCAUGCAGAUCUCUGACCCGCGGCUGCGGCUCGACGACGUCCAGGCCAGCUGGUUCGGGUCCAUCGUGACGGUGGGAGCGGCGGUGGGCGGCCUGCUGGGCGGCUGGAUGGUGGAGAAGAUCGGCAGGAAGCUCAGCCUGAUGUUCUGCUCGCUGCCCUUCGUCUUCGGCUUCACCAUCAUCAUCGCGGCGCAGAACGUGUGGAUGCUGUACCUCGGCAGAACGCUCACCGGCCUCGCCAGCGGAGUCACGUCGCUGGUCGUCCCGCUGUAUAUCUCUGAGAUGGCACACGAGCGGGUCCGCGGCACGUUAGGCUCCUGUGUGCAGCUCAUGGUGGUGCUCGGCAUCAUGGGAGUUUAUCUGGCAGGUCUCUUCCUGGACUGGCGCUGGCUGGCGAUCUGCUGCUCCGUCCCCCCGACGCUGCUGAUGGUCUGUAUGUGCUUCAUGCCUGAGACGCCUCGCUUCCUGCUGUCACAGGGAAAGAGGCGCGAGGCCGAGGAGGCUCUGCGCUUCCUGCGGGGGCCGGACGCCCCCGUGGAGUGGGAGUGCGCUCGCAUCGAGAACGCCUGUGACGAGCGGGGCUCGAGUUUCCAGAUGUCCGACCUGAGGGACCCCGGCAUCUACAAGCCGCUGAUGAUCGGCAUCAUGCUGAUGAUCUUUCAGCAGUUUACGGGGAUCAACGCCAUCAUGUUCUACGCUCAGAACAUAUUUGAACAAGCUCAUUUUAAGGAGAGCGACCUGGCGUCUGUGAUCGUGGGUCUGAUUCAGGUCGUCGUCACUGCGUUGGCGGCGCUGAUCAUGGACAAGGCUGGAAGGAAAGUCCUUCUCAUCAUUUCUGGUGUUGCCAUGGUGAUCAGCACCACCGCGUUCGGAGUUUACUUCUACCUGAUGUCCAAGCUUCACGAUGGCCCCGCCUUGCUGAGCCUCCUUGGUGAGGAGCCCCACGCUGACCUGGCCUGGCUGGCCCUCGCCAGCAUGGCCGUCUUCAUCGCAGGUUUCGCUCUGGGCUGGGGUCCGAUCCCGUGGCUCGUCAUGUCGGAGAUUUUCCCCGUCAAAGUGAGGGGGGUUGGCAGUGCCAUCUGCGUCCUGACCAACUGGAGCAUGGCGUUCGUCAUCACCAAAACCUUCCAGGAUAUGAUGAGUCUUCUCACCAGCGCUGGAACCUUCUGGUUGUUCGCCUCCAUGUGCAUCCUCAACGUCAUCUUCACCAUCGCCUUCAUCCCCGAGACCAAGGGCAAGACGCUGGAGCAGAUCGAAGCCACGUUCAGAGGAACCUCAGGUCUGUGAGCUGAACCAGCAGCUGGAUGGAAAUCCUCAGCGUCCUAAGAACUUUCAGGAUUUACUGAUAAACACAGUUUGAAUCUUUCACAAACGGCAACAAUAGGUUUUUUAAAAAUGGACUAAAACGCUUGAGUCAAAGCGAGCGGAUAAAAGGCCUCGGGGGGGAAACUGUGACCUCUGAGUUGGAAGAUGGUGCCGAUACCCCUGCUACCUCCAAGAACAUAACUCGACACUGCCCCCUGCAGGCCUCACCUCUUAAUUGACACAUGCAGGUUUAAAUUCUCUGGUGUGUGGGACAGUCUGACAUUUUUGAUAUAUGCACUAAAAUGUGUUGUAAAGCUGGAAUUCAUGAACACAGUCAAAGUUUAAUGUGACACACGGGUCUCUGCUCUAAACUAUUUAACUUUGAAUGGUUUUUGUAAAAACAAAAGAGACCGAGAAACGGCAUUACAGUUUAAUGGAUUCCAGAGUUUUUUAUUGUGGGGAAGGAAACUAAAAUGUUCAUAGAUGUUGUUUGUAAUUUCUUCUCGGUUACUUUAUAUUCUCAGUCUGUUGAGGUUCCAGUUCUCAUGUUUGAUCUUAAAAUUAAAUUUUUUUUAUCCAUUUUAAAUUCUGUUUUUUAAAAAUCUCAUGCGAUGCUAAAGCAUCAGAGAACAGCAGGGACUUCUGAAGGACAGAUGCGUCUUUGUGCAGGAACAAAAUCAAACAGACUGAGUUGGCUGUUUACACUGUUGUUAUGUAACUGUGUCAUUUAUUUCAUCAGAGUGAAAUUAAAAAAGAUUAUGUGAUUAUAUCAAACACUAUCAUCAAUAGAUUUAAAACUGUAGCGAUAACAUGGAUGUGUUUUUUUAAGUGUUCUCUUGGGAUAAUCUUUUUAACUUUUAUGAUCUGAAAAUUGAUCAUCCAACUUUUACAGUUUAUAUAAUUCUUAAUAAUUAUGUUUGUUCUGAGUUCGGUGAAGCUCUGAAGCAGAGACAAUAAAUAAAGUUCCUGUUGUGUUCGGUCUGAACAGGAUCUAAUGAAGCUCUUUGUGUGUCAGUGUCUCCACUGUGACUUUCUAAACGUGUGUGAAACUGAAUCUUACCGUGAAUUGAGUCUGUGAAUAAAAUCACUGUGGUUUGUGGAA